Molecule: messenger RNA, 3784 nt
Organism: Betta splendens (Siamese fighting fish)
Lineage: Eukaryota; Metazoa; Chordata; Actinopteri; Anabantiformes; Osphronemidae
Exons: 9
Coding region: 832-2139 (435 amino acids)
Source: RefSeq, a predicted model, not a curated record
AACUGACACGACGAUAAUAAUGAUGAUUUAUGUCCGUACUUCAGCACUGUACUUGUUGAACAGUUUAGCUGUUUAGACUACUUCUAUAAGAUAUGCUAAUUUAUUUACUACUAACUAAAGACAUGAGGGUGAAAGUGAACGAACAUGAUGGACCAACACAGAGUUUGACUGACACCUGCUGUUACAAUGUCAGAAAUGUCUGGGUUUAGCAGAAGAUGCUCAAUAAAUAACCCAACUGCCAAAAAUAAAAAUGUAUGUUUUUUGCAGCUGUUGAGUUAUGUCUUAAAAACGCCUUAAAAGCCAUUACAUACUGCUUUAAUUCAUUAUUUUUAUUUGCAUUGUGAAUGUAAAUGUAGAAAAUGUUUGUAAUAUAAUUUCUAUAUUGUUAUGCUUAAUUAUGCAACAAUCCAGCAAUCUACACAUUUGCUGGGCUUCUUAUACUGUAGUUAGGUGUGGAGUAGGUUUUAAUUGUAAAUUAUAAGAGACUUGUUACAAUAUUACAGUGUUGUGACUGUCUGAUAUCCAGAAAACCUGUCUUUUAUGAGUAGAACCCAUUACUUAGCAGUUAUUUAUGGGCAUUCUCGUUGCAGUAUAAGGCAGUUACGUGGUUUUGUUCUGCGGGUCCACUCAUUGCAUUCAUUCAGGUAAUCAGACACCAUAGAAUGCAUUUGUGUCCCUGCUGAAGCAGCAACAGUAUCAUCAUCAUCAAGUUCCACAGCAAGCAGGUUUCCAUGGAGAGGCUUUGUAGCAUUUCUCAACCUGCUGCAGAAGGAGAUGGUUGUCUUAACGAAAGAGUCCCAGUAACGAAAGAAGAAAUCAGCAAUAUCCAGCAUGGCACCAGCGGUGAAAACACUGGUUCCAGCCCGUCCUGUUAAGUCUGUUCUGUCCACCAACAUCCUAUUUUUGGACGGAAACAAUCCAGAUGACUUUUCAACUUGUUUCCAGGAGGACUUUCAGCAUUUCUCUUGUAAGAAGGUGAAGCCUUUUUGCCCGUCCUUUCCAGCCCGUGUGGACCACAAGGACGUGAGGCACAUCAAUGAGAAACUCACAGAGGCAAUGGACUCCUACCGCCAUCACCCCUUGCCCAUGAUGACCCGCGUACCUCGCUGGGCCAUGCUGCACACCAACAUCAAGAUGGAAGCAGACCCAACGGAGGCUGGUUUCCUCACUACACAGUCCCAGGCAUUCUGCCCAAAGCCCUCCCAGCCCCCUACCACACGCUUUCGGCCGUCCCAGUCCUUCAAGGUCCAGCAGGUGGAACCGCUUCCAGAAAGCACCAACAAAUCCAGCUUCCCUCCACAUCAGAGCUCUGCUGUUGUGAAAGUCGCAGCUAAACAUCUAGAGGCCUUAUCCACUAUAAAAGGGGACAACCACUACUGCACCUUUGUCUCCCAGUACAACGACACCUUCCAGGGCGCUUGGAGCAGAGCUACACAACCUGUGGCAAAGCAUUUCUCGUCAGUGUCUCUGGGUGAUCCCGUGAAGAUCGUAGAUAGAGAGAGCACAUACACCACGUCAUUCAGCCGACCCACAGUCUGCAGAUACAAGCCACCAUUGGUGAAAGAGCAUUUUAAACUCAGCCUGGGAAAUUUCUCAGAGACUUCAUGGUCAUCCACCUCUAAAGAAACCUUUAUUUAUCACAAACCGGUAGAUCCAGUUGCUGUCACAAGGAGGAACCCCAACUUCAGUUCUUUACCUAAAGGGGACAUAGAUCCAAGCCACAACAGAGAGAGGAUGUCAGUCACCACCAACAAAGUCUCCUUUUCUGAUCUGAACCACAAAGAGCAUCCAGUGUUUGCUCCCGGGCCAAGCUUGAUGACCAAAAGCCAUGUAAACCUAAGCUCACCCAGGCUGUCAGGCCUGUACUACACAACCACGGCCAAAGAGCACUACAGCAAAAAGGGUGGCGAGCGAGCGACACCAGCCACCCAGCUGCCGAGCAACAUCCUGAGUGGGCCAGAACAUGAGCCGAGCCUCAGCACCACCAAGGCCGACUUCGUCCCCCUAAAGACCUGCAAAGGGAAACCUUUACUGUUGCAGCGAAAGAGCAACGUCAGGUUUCCACUGGUAGAACAGGAAUUCAGCACCACCCACGGUGAACACUACAAGGCCAAACCUCUGCUACCAACGCCCCAGUAACAAGAGAGAUACGGCUUUGUUGUCUCCGCCUGUGUUCUCGCAUCAAAGCAGCAGUUAAGCAUAGGUAGGAUAUGGUUUAACAUGUGGGACAAUCAAUAUAUCUGUUAUAUUAUAGGGACCCAUAGUAUGUGCAUCCUGUCCGAUCCAUGGAUUUAAAGGGAUGAAAAAAUAUAAAUUAUCCUAGUACUGACUGUAAAAAAUGGCAAAUAUGACCGAAUGACAGAGUUCUGACAUAUAGUGAAGCAUUUUAUUUGGGUGUGUAAUGACAAAAAGAGGAAGGGAGGUUGUUUAAUUUUUUUAAAUGUCAACCAAUCAAUACAAAAAUGUGUUUCAUGAUCCCAAGCAUUCAUAAUAAAGAAAGCAUCUUUAAAGCAGGACGGUCACGAGGCCGUCAGAGUGUGAAAUGUUGAAGCAGCGUGCCAGUGCAGCUUUAGCAGUGGGUUGGCUUAAACCUUGAACCUUAGUCUUAAAGGCCGUGAAGGGAGGCGACCUGGACUGUACUGGCCUACUUCCACACAGUUUACACUGUCAGUGCUGAACCACGAAGAUGAAAGUUGAUGUCUGUGUCAGAGGAAUAAUCUAAUCCCCCCUUCAUGCACGACUGGCCAGAAAAAUAGUUAAAACAACCUAUGUUGAAGCAAUAACACAGCCGUGACCCUGAGAUGCAGCCUCCGCUGAUAAAACGUUGGCAGGCGAGCAGAUGUAAAUAAACUGAAGCUGGAGUUCAGCAACCUGGAAAACCAGUUGCUUUUCAAGCGGUGGCUGGAAUGUUAGCUGGCAAGUUGGGGUUUGGGCCCAAGGGACAGAAAAGCAGUAACGACCAGAAUAUGCAGACAACAGCUUGUUGUUGUGUGAGGGAAUAAUGUUGAAUAUGAAUAAAACAACACUACAUAAUGUAGUUUUUCAUGCUAUCUUUUAAUGAGUUACCAACAUUAACGAGCUUGUAGUUCAGGGACAAGCAGUCUAUUCUAGGCAUUCACUGUUAUUAUUGGGACAACACACACAGACUUUGUAUUAAUGCAUCUGAUUUCUUCAUUCUCUGAUGAUUUACAUCAAUAAUUUGCAACGUUGAAAGGAUUACAGCUGAACAGGCUUUACAAUAACAGCUGCGUCAGUGUGAUCAUGUAACAUGUGACACAAUGAUCAUGUGAGGGACUCUCAUGAAAGUUGAGGCUCCUGACUGCUACAUAUUUUAUUGCUUUUCUUUUUAGUUUACUUUUGUCAUGUGACUUCAUUUAAUGUGUAAUCCAUUUCUCACAUCUCAUAUCAAGUAUCUAAACUACACUAUGUAAUUCUGCUUACAGUUAUAAAUUGAAUGAAAAAACAUUUUAAUCAUUAUGUCUGAAUUAAAGAAUGAUUUAUUUCUGAGCUAACAGAGAUAGUUUGCCAAUUUGUCAAUAAUACUGAUAAUUUAAUUAUUUCGACUAAAGAUACUGCUAAACAUUUACUAAUAUCAGCUACUAUGAUGUGAAUAUUUGCUAUUUUUUCCACUCAACAAACUUUAGAAUGUUUCGGUAAAGCAUAGCGAAAGAGAGCUAUUUACUUAUGUUUAAUGUGAAUAAAAAAUGGAUCAGUUCUUCAAUUACAAAUAAAAGAAUAUUGUUAAUAAAAGAAAUACAGUUCGUAGCUUCUCUGAGGACGUCUA